Messenger RNA from Stylonychia lemnae, 1038 nucleotides. The record is from the annotation of a GenBank genome assembly. Lineage: Eukaryota; Ciliophora; Spirotrichea; Sporadotrichida; Oxytrichidae.
AUGUAACAUCAAAAGCAAGUACUUUAACAAUUACGACUAAAUAAACAGCAACAACACAAUAUACAGUAUUUAAAACCAAAUAAAUUUCAUCAACAGGUACAACAUUGUCUUAGCAGUUCCAGCAACCAAGUAAUUUGUUACAGCGAAUAUUACACAAUUAACAUCCAACCGAGUUACUAUGAUUUCUUCAAUUACCACUAAAAUGAAAGUACCACAAGUUUAACUACUAAAAUGACUACUACUACAACUACAGAGGCACCUGAUCUUAAAUAAUGCAAGGAAUGUGUGAAUUUUUUUGGCAUAACUGAUUAAUCACCAGAUUCUUCAGAAAGGCGACAUAGAGAAGAUGUUGUACUUAAGGACACCAAAACUGGCACUAGAAAAUUCUUAGAUAGUGAUAAUGGUUCUUAAAAUAAUAGUAAAUCAGGAGCUACGUUAAGAAUUAAAACUAAUUCUUUACCCAAUCAAUGUUUCAGCACAUUCUAUUUUGUAAUUUAACAUAGACAUCAACUGUAUUAACUGAAAAUGACAUUGAUUUUGAAGUGGAAUUCAAAAACUCCUCUUAAGCAAGCAAAACUGCAAGAAUGCUUGCUCAGUUAAGAUAGAUAAUCAUAGAAGAUGGGAGGUAGUGAUCAAGACACUGUAAAUAGCAUAUUAUGUGAUACAACUUAGACGAAUUAAUAGUAUGUAUAGCAAGUUAGCCCUUCCUAUACAGAAUACUCUGGAAAUUAUAUGGAUAUAGUUGGAAUUGCAAUUAAUGGAGUUCAUAUUCAUACAGGCAACUCAGAAUAUGGUUUUGAUAUAUUCUUCCUUUAGAAAUAUGGAGAUAAUAUAUACAGUGGAUCAUCAAUAGAUCUAGACACUUGUCUUGGAAGUGCUUAAUUCUAAGGUUUCUAUAAUUACUAUGGUUUACCACUUUGUAUUCUUCCCUCAGGUCCAAUUAAGAAUGGCUUGUCUUCAAAUAGCAAUGACAUAACAGAAUGCAAAAUUGAUAAACUUAUCUACUCAAUUUCUUUCAUGAAACCGGAGGAUAAAUGA